Molecule: messenger RNA, 206 nt
Organism: Acaulospora morrowiae
Lineage: Eukaryota; Fungi; Glomeromycota; Glomeromycetes; Diversisporales; Acaulosporaceae
Source: the annotation of a GenBank genome assembly
AUUUUGGCGACAUCUACAGAAAUUCUCUAAAAGCAUAUAAAGAAUAUGACGCUUGUUUAACUACUACUAUAUAUGGUGAUACAUAUUUAGACCCAGAAAAUUGUAAAGCCAGAGAGCAUCCGAGGAAGAAGAAGAAAGAUCAACUUAUCUUUGAAAUAGAUGGAAAGAACAACAAAGAAAAAGGCUUUCGCAUUCAGACUAGAUAA